GGGGCCCAGUGGCCCAGCGGACAAAGGAAAUAGGAACAGGAAACGCAAAUAUUGCGGGAGGAUGGUCGUCGGGACUGCAAGCAGGGCCAAGAAGCAUUUCCUUGAAAACAGGUGCAAUCUUGGGCCGUUGAAGGCGACACUGAGCAAAGAGGAGUUGCAGGAGAGGGAAAGGGGGAGGAAUGCCGCAAUUAGAGAGCUCGGGGGGGUUGGUGCACCUGCUGAUGUGUCCUCCGAAGAGGAUGAAUGUGAGGCAAGUGAGGGAGAGGAACCGAAGUCUGCAACACGGACUACUGUAGGGGCAUCCACUUCAAAGACCGGGAUGAGGCAGUCCUUGAUCACGGACAAUGUCACAGUCAUGUCGAAGAAUGAGGAUACGCAGCGCUCGAUCAAUGAUUGGAUGACUGCCCACUGUAUCCCCUUCAACAUGAUGAAGAGCGAGGAGUGGGACAACAUGGUGAAGGCGUUGAUGAACGCCCACGAAUCCUUCAAGUACGCAAAGUACGAGAAAGCAAGGACCACUCGUGUGGAGGUCACCAAGGGGAGGGUUGCAGCAAUGGUGGAGGAACUGCGGCGGCAGUGGCCUUCUACAGAUAGCUUGCUGCAACUGGACGGUUGGACAGAUCAUCGCUCCAGGCCACACAUCAACGUUAUGGUCUCGUUCCCAAAAGGCUCCAUCUUUUGGAGGAGUGUUUGCAUGAGCAAUCGGGACAAGGGCGCGGUAUCGUACUACGAGAUACUGAAGAGGGCAAUCGCGGAGGUUGGGCAGGAUGCGGUCGUGGGCAUUGUCAUGGACAAUGCCACAGUGUGCGCAGCUGCAGGACGCAUGAUCGAGGCCGAGUUCUCGCAUAUCUUCUCGAUCGGUUUCACUGCGCACAACAUCGACUUGAUGUUGGAGGCAUUCACGAAGAUCGGAUGGGUUGAUGCUGCAAUCAAGCGCGCAGUGGACAUUGCAAAGUUCUUCACGAAUCAUACACGCAUGAGGGACCUAUUGCUCUCAAAGUCUAACGGGGAGGUCGUGGCAAAACCGGGCGCAACCCGGUUUGCCACAAAUUUCAUCAUGUUGAGCAGCCUUCAACGACUGUACCUUCCUCUUCGUUCUUGUUUGCUUGAUGCAGCAUGGAAGGAGAGCAUUGUGCUGCCCACACAGCGGCAUCUAUUCCAUGUAGCCACCGAAUGCAUCCUUGACAACUCGUUUUGGUCCGGCAUGGAGAAGGUAAUGGAGAGCUCGAAGGGCCUGCUCGGUCUCUUGAAGUUUGUGGAUGGCAAUGGCCCCACAAUGAGCAAGAUCUAUGGCCGCAUGGACAACUUGGUGGAGAAGCUCAAAGAGAACGAGUUCUUCACGAAAACGGAGAAGGACGAGUUGGAGGCGAUCAUAAUGCCGCGUUGGAAUGCCAUGACAUCAACACUACAUUGCGCAGCAAUGUUUUUGGACCCUGAGUUCAAAGCCAACAAGCCGGAGCAAGAUCUGGAGGUUGCAGACUGGUUCUGGACGUGGGUAUACUCUUGGUGCAAGUGGCCGAUGUACAAGACGGUGGACGAAGAGGUUAACAAUUGGAUCGACGGUGUUGGGAAGUUCAGGUCCGAGAAGGCGAUCGAAGAAGCACAUGGGACGCAGCCUGCACGAUGGUGGAGGAAAUGGUGCAGCGAGCUGCCCCAUCUCCAAAGGCAAGCAAUCCGUUUGCUUGGCCAGGGGUCCUCCUCCUCCAACUGUGAACGAAAUUGGAGCCUCUUCGAGCGCAUCCACUCCCGCCCACGGAAUAAGCUUGAAACAGUCAAGCUUAACACCUUGGUCUACAACAGAUGGAAUCAGCAUUUGUUGAAGAAGUUGACCAAGAAGCCCAAGCCCGGUGAGGAUGACCUUUUGUGGGAGGAGGAUUUGGACCUCGAGAAGAAGGAGGUCGCUGCGGAUGCUACGAUGCACGUGGAAAGGCGCUCGCGUGUUUGCAAGUUGAAUGAGGGGCGGGAGGGCAAUGGCGAUGAUGAUGAUGAGGAGGAGGGUGACGAUGAGGAUGUUGUCGAAGAAGAGGAGGAGAGAGACGAAGGGGAGUUGCAGCGGGCCAUGAAGACCAUGAGCGAUUCGCAUGCCGAGAAAUUUCUGGCUUCCCGUUCGAAGGCAUCUGCGUUGGCACCAAAAACCGUCAAACGUGGACCGGGAAGACCGCGAAAGGUCGUGGAGGAACCUGCUGCAAUGGAUGAGAGUGGCGGGAGGAAGGAGAAUGCUGAGGAGGGGGGGGGCAAUGAUUCUCAAGCACAACCUGCUGCAUUGGCUACCAAACCAGGAAGAGGGGUAACGAAUGGAGACAAAACCAGGGGAGGUAGGAGUGGUGAAGACAGGGGUGGUAGAGUAGUCGGAAGGUGGGUAACAGACGGAGACAAAUCCAAGGGAAAUAAAGGCGGUGAAGACGGGGGUGAUGAAGCCAGGGGUGGUGAAGUGGCUGACGCAGAGACAAGGGGGGUAGUCGUAGGUGAGACCCGAAGAGGGGACACUGCAAGUGGUAAUGCAGGCAUGGCCACUGAUUCCAUGGAGGAACACACCGAGACCAAGGGCGAUACAAUAGUUGUGGGUCGAGUUGCUCCCGCGGAAUCAAUCGUAGAAGCAACCAAGGCCAAUGAGGAAGAGGUUGCGAACCGACAAGGGGCAGCCAGCGUCACAAACGACAUGGAAGGGGCUACCAAGACUUAUGAAGAUGCAUGUGCGAUAGACGCAAGUAAUGAAGAAGAGGUUAUGAUAGGUGUGACAGGCGCCGGUAAUGAAGAAGGGGUUGUGACAGGCGUAGUGUGGUCGGCCUCCGUCAAACAACGAUCGAGGACAGUGUUGUCGUUAUCAAGGCGCACGAGCAAACACAGCGCACAGUGGACGACUGAAAUGACGGCAGAAUGCAUCCAAUUCAAUAUGAUGCGGAGCAAGUACUGGGACAGAAUGGUGCAUGCACUCAUGAAUGCGCCCAAAGGAUUCCGGUACGCGAAAUUCGAGAGUGCAAGGACAAAGAGGGUUGAAGUGACGAGGGCGAGGGUCGCAAAGAGGGUGGAGGAGUUGCGGCAGGAGUGGCCAACCACUGGCUGCAUGAUGCAGCUUGAUGGUUGGACAGAUUGCCGACAGAGACCACACAUCAAUGUGAUGGUCUCCUUCCCGAAGGGCUCUAUCUUCUGGCGAAGUGUGUGCAUGUCAGGGCGCAACAAAGGCGCCUCGACAUACUAUGGCAUUCUGAGGAGGGCAAUAGAGGAGAUAGGUGCGGAGGCAGUGGUGGGGGUCAUUAUGGACAAUGUUGCCGUUUGUGCAGCUGUGGGGCGAAUGGUGGAAGCGGAUCAUCCGCACAUCUUCUCGGUCCCAUGCACAGCUCACUCGCUCAACCUCAUUUUCGAGUCUUUCGCGAAGAUCACGUGGGUGGGCGAAGUUAUUAAAAGGGCGUCGGAGGUAGCAAAAUUUUUCACGAACCUUUCGCGGGUGCGGGAUCUCCUCCUCCACUACUCCAAUGGUAGCGUCGUGGCAAAACCGGGUGCGACCCGGUUUGCCACGAACUUCGUCAUGUUGUCGAGCCUGCAGGGGUUGUACUUGCCUCUGCGAGCGUGUUUGACAGACGAUGAUUGGAAGCCAGCGAUUGUGCACACUUCGCAACACGAACUGUUUGUGAGGGUUACACAUGCCAUCUUCGACGACACCUUCUGGGCAGAUAUCGAGAAGCUGAUGCAAACGUCCAAGAACCUCCUCAAGCUUCUUAAGAUGGUCAACGGCACGCGUCCCACCAUCAGUAAGGUGUACGCCCGUAUGGACAGCGCUGUGGAGAAACUGAGGGAGAGCAAGCACUUUACGGAAGCAGAAAAGGAUGAGCUAGAGGCUAUAAUAAUGCGGCGCUGGAAUACAAUGACUUCACCACUGCAUUGUGCUGCGCUGUUUUUGGAUCCGGAUUACAGAGCGUCGCGGCCGGAAUCCGAUGCAGAGAUUGUGGACGUGUUUUGGACAUGGCUUUACUCGUGGUGCAAGGAGGCUGCGUAUAGGGAGGUCGACGUGGAGGUCUGUUCUUGAAUCGAGGGCACCGGGAGGCACACUACCGAAAAUGCAAGGACACAUGCCCAUACGAUGCAGCCGGCGAGGUGGUGGCGGAAGUGGUGCAGCGACAUGCCCAUCCUCCAAAAGCAAGCCGUUCGGCUCCUUGGACAAGGCUCCUCCUCCUCUAGUUGCGAGAGGAAUUGGAGCUUGUUCGAACGGAUUCAUAGCCGUCUCCGCAACAAUCUUGGCGCCGUCAAGCUCAGCACGCUGGUUUUCAACAGAUGGAACCAGCACUUGUUGGACUUCUUGACCAAGAAACCGACGGUUGACGAUGCGGCGAAGUGGGAAGAGGAUGAGCCGGUGGAAGAUCUCACACGAGAUGAGAUGGCGUCAAAUGCACGCCUGUGGUUGGGGGAGUGGCGUGCCCGCUUGCGCAAAACACAUUCGGUCCACGACGAAGGUGAGAAUGAUGACUUGGGCUCUGACGAGGAGGACAUUCUUGUCCAAGCGCAACAAACGGCUGUUGCGGAG
Messenger RNA from Chara braunii, 4519 nucleotides. The record is from the annotation of a GenBank genome assembly. NCBI's taxonomy places the organism in Eukaryota, Viridiplantae, Streptophyta, Charophyceae, Charales, Characeae.